Messenger RNA from Fusarium redolens, 795 nucleotides. RefSeq lists its product as uncharacterized. The coding region runs from base 1 to 795 and encodes 264 amino acids. The record is from RefSeq and is a predicted model, not a curated record. NCBI's taxonomy places the organism in Eukaryota, Fungi, Ascomycota, Sordariomycetes, Hypocreales, Nectriaceae. The transcript has 3 exons.
AUGCCCAGGAUCUUUGGUGAUACUCGAUGCGAUGCCUGCCAUGCAUUGAUCGGCGAUACAGAAGAAUCAGCGGUUCAAAUUUGGUGUCUUCAUUGGCCUGCCGGAAAUUGGAUGAGUGCUAGUCUUUUGAGAUCGCACAAUGUGACGGUCAGAGACUAUCCAGGAUUUACCUUCCUACACUCGGACUGUUUCUCCAGUAUUAUCAUUACGCCCCAUCGGCAUCGGUCGCAAGAUGAGAUCAACUGCUUCAGGAGAGCUUUGGCGUGGCGCAAACUCGACCACAUGCGUAUCUUCCCCAAAGAACUUGACAUUCCUAAGCCUCUACGUUCCAGUCAACUGGCCGUAUCAGCGGCAGCGAGGAUUGCUAGCCUCCCACUCCUCGGCCGACUUCCUAUAGGGCUUGUUGCUCUGAUUCAAUCUUGUUGCCCAGAUGCCUAUUUCUGGAAUAUGGUACACAGACUGGACUUCAAGCCGCGAUUAGGUUUGAGACCUAUGAGUACAACUCUAAUCACAAAUUAUCUCUCCUGCGUUGAGUCUUGGAAGCGCCACGACGCUGGACCAGCCUGCGCGGAAAGUCUAAAAGACCCUGAAUGUAUAUGCAUCACUCUUGAUUCGGACGGCAUUUACCAGAUUGAGAGACUUCAGAAUCAUCCUCGUCCACCAAACUAUUCCAGACAGAAGUUCAAGAGGUACGUUCUCGCCAACGAGAAAGACCUUAAAUCCGUCGAGGCCUACUUUCAGGAUGGACUCUGCUGUCUGAGGGCACAUGGGGGUCACCCUGGUUUCCCGACCUAG